Messenger RNA from Sinocyclocheilus anshuiensis, 936 nucleotides. RefSeq lists its product as uncharacterized. The annotation marks the transcript as partial. The record is from RefSeq and is a predicted model, not a curated record. Lineage: Eukaryota; Metazoa; Chordata; Actinopteri; Cypriniformes; Cyprinidae. The transcript is spliced from 3 exons.
UGCGAUGGCAGAUUCUGGUUUAUCAGAAAACUGCUCAUCACCGAGAGUGCGGAGACCUCGCGCCCUUCCUCGGUGUUCACGGAGCCUUACGCGCGCGCUAUUAACUAUAUGGAGACUCACAAUAUUCUUCAGAUCUUUCAGGACAUCACAGAGAAACUGGUUUUUGAUAGACCAGGUGAUCCACUUCAGUUCAUGUUAGAACAGGUACAAAUGAAGAUCAAAAUCCGUGAUGAGUCAAGUAACACUUUUGCGAAAUCAUAACGAAUUCUAAAGCAACAAGGGCUUUGCAACAAAUUGAAUACAAGUUUCUGCUUCUAUUUCUUUAAAUGAGGUGUAUUGGUUGCUGCAGGUCAUUCCGUGACUCUGCAUUGUUGUUUCCAAGCAACUGUCUUCAGGUUUUUAUUUAUUUAUUUAUUUUUAACAUCUCCAAAUGUAUCAUGUUUUACCGCAGUUUUUGGAAGACACUAUUUGCAUUCAUUCAGUCAAACAGCACUGAAAUCUGAAUAAUGCAGUUCGUGAGUGUCUUUGACAUAAAUAUCUCAAUGAACACACUCAAGUGGCAAGUUAAGGUGAAGAAAAACAGUAUUUAACAUAAGAGGAAUUACUGACUUCAGAGACACAGAAUAGAUGGAUUUGUACUCAUAAUUCUUAGAUUGUUAUUGUUUUUACGAAUUAACUGUGUAUAAGCUACUUCCAGCUUAUACAUUAUGCAAGUAUUCUCCAAAAUAAAUAAAUAAAUAAAAUGCUAGCCGGACAAAAGUAGCUGGCUUUUGCUCUGUACUCGAAUUUCCAUGGUGGCUUUUGGGUGCAUAAGUAAAGGAAGUCUUUGUUUAUAUAUUAGGCUCUUCAUAUACGGUGUAUUUCUAGCAAUCUACUGUACAUUUAGUCUAGAGCAACAUCUGGUGUUUCAAGACCGGUCUAUCACAUGCAGUCAUU